Nelumbo nucifera (sacred lotus) is the source of this 750-nucleotide messenger RNA. Its product is annotated as gamma-glutamyl peptidase 3-like. NCBI's taxonomy places the organism in Eukaryota, Viridiplantae, Streptophyta, Magnoliopsida, Proteales, Nelumbonaceae. The record is from RefSeq and is a predicted model, not a curated record. Gene Ontology annotation, cellular component: cytosol.
AUGAAGUUUAUCGGGGAGAAGAGGUAUGCCCUAUUAAUGGCAGUUAAGGACUCUGAUUACGUGAAGAAAGUGUAUGGUGGGUAUUUCAAUGUGUUUGUUAAGGCAUUCGGGGAGGAAGGAGAGAAGUGGGACUUGUUCAGGGUUGUGGAUGGAGAGUUUCCUGCCAUGGAUGAGCUUCACAAGUAUCAUGGAUUUGUGAUUAGUGGCAGCCCUCAUGAUGCUCAUGGAAAUGAACCAUGGGUCUUGAGUCUCUGCAUUUUGCUACAAACACUCUAUGCCAUGGAGAAGAACGUGCUUGGAAUAUGUUUUGGGCACAAGUACGUUUUGUGCCGAGCUUUGGGUGGUAAGAUAGGAAGGUCUCAUACUGGUUGGGACAUUGGGUUGAGGAAAGUCAAGCUGGCAGAGGACAAGUACCCAAGUACACUUGUUGGUGGCUUAAAGGAAGUCCCACCUUUUUUUCCCAACAUUGAGUGUCAUCAAGAUGAGGUAUGGGAGGUCCCAAUUGGAGCUGAGGUGAUUGCCUCCUCAGACAAGACAGGAGUAGAGAUGUUCACCCUUGGGAAGCACAUAAUGGGCAUUCAAGGUCAUCCUGAAUACACCAAAGACAUUUUAUAUAAUCUCAUUGAUCGUCUUGUCAGCAACAACUGUAUAGAGAAAGAGUUUGCUGAACACACAAAAUCAAGACUUGAGAUGGCUGAAACAGACGGGAAGAUUUGGGAGAAGAUCUGCAGGAACUUCCUCAAGGGCUGA